ACAGUGGGAUUACUUUCCAUAUUUCAGUUGUCUUGGGAAAAUAAAAAUAGUAUAAGAACUUUGAAUGUGAAGAAACUAACAAUGACUAACAACUAUUAAAGUGAAACACAAUGUUCACUUCAUAGCUGUGAGUCUGUGACCUGCUCUGAAUUUAAAUCAAAUAUGAAAGCCUAAACUCUGUAUUAAACAAAAUUUACUGGACUUAAAUUGUGUUAAAGAUACUCUGACAUUAAUAUGGAUGUGCAACUGAAAGCUGUUGCUGUAACUUACUCAAACCUGAUCCUUCAGUUUACUCUCACUUUCUAAGAGUAAGAUAAACAUUAAAGAUAAUAGAAAUCCUAAAGUCGCUGACUACCACCCCUGGAGUCGUGAGAUAGAAUCCAGAGUGACUCAAGCCAGGUCUCCUAAGCAAUCAAAUUGGCCCAGUUGCUAGGGAGGGUAGAGUCACAUGGGGUAACCUCCACAUGGUGGCUAUAAUGUGUGGUUCUCGCUCUUGGUGGGGUGCGCGGUGAGUUGUGCAUGGAAUGCCGCGGAGAAUAGGGUGAAGCCUCCACACGCGCUAUGUCUCCAGUAACGCCCUCAACAAGCCACUGAUAAGAUGCGCGGAUUGACGGUCUCAGAGGCAGAGGCAACUGAGAUUCAUCCUCCGAAACCGGAUUGAGGCGAGUCACUACGCCACCAGGAGGAUUUAGAGCGCAUUGGGAAUUGGGCAUUCCAAAUUGGGGUGAAAAAAACAUUAUUAUGUUUAAUUAAUUGCAAUGACCUGAAAAAGAAUGAUUAUUAUUUACAUUUAAUAAUUUUAUUCAUUUUAAGAAAUUUAAUCUGUAUAAAGAUAUCAGUAUGCGACCAGUAUGCAACAACGCAAUUUUAUGACAUGUACUAUGUUUUUACCUACUGAAAUGCAUGUGUUUAGUACGUACUGUUGUAGGCGUGUGUGAAUUGAGACACAGAGCCAGAGAUCUUCUAUCCACAAUUUUCCUGUGCAACCACUGGGCAUCGUCAUGAUUCUAAUUGCCUGUUUUGUAUUUCUGGUUUUGAGGCGCCAAGUAAAAACUGCCAAAACGAGCGAUCCAGAGGACAACACAACCAUUUAUGUGUUACUUGGUACUGGAGUAAAAAUAAAUUUCAGGCUCAACUUGUGCAGUUGUUGGCUGUAAUAACAACUUAAUGAUAUCAACUUUACUAACCUCGGACCAUCGUUUCAUGUCAUACACACACACACUCUCUUUAAAAAAACAAAAAAAGGUCGACUUUUUUUUUCUUUCAUCUCGACUCUUAAGUAUCAGCAUGUUUUAUAUAUAUAUUGAGAUAUAAGUGUUAAACUGAGGGUGGAUAGCGCACUAAAGCUAGUGGCAACACAGCGCUUGGGUUUGAAAUGUCAUUUCCAUCAGCUGUUAAACGGCGAACGCUUCCGUGUAGUAAAAAAAAAAAAAAAAGUGUUCCAUUUGGGACUAUAUUACACUUUGAAAAGACAUACACUACAUGGCUGAGUGCAUAGUAUAUUUUGUAAGUGCAUAGUGUGUCAUUUGGGACACAGCUUUAGGAAUAGAGCGUAACGGUCAACCAGCGUGUUACGACAGUAAAUUACCUUUUGCGGAUACCAUACAAAUUAUUGGGGAGAGCCGUAAGCUGUCACGUGCCUAUCGCAAAAUUGUCCGUGUUUUCUCUUAUAAAACAGCAAUCGUAGUAAACUCCACACAUAGUUAAUUCCAAAAGGAUUGUUUAGCGUACAACAUGUUGAAGAGUAGUUGACAAGCGGUCAGUUCAUUAAGUGAUGAACUGUUCACUCACAAAAGCAGUUUAAUCAGCACGCACUGAAGUAUCUUAUCCAUAGACAUCCAUUACAAAACGGCCUCUUGUCUCCUCGCCAGUGUAUCGCCCACAUAAUAUCUAUGGGACCACCGCGCUAUGCAUUGCUAUACUAACCAAGGAGCUCUAAGAUGCUAACCUUAUAUGCUCCUCUUGAUAGCAGGGCUCUGGCAGAGCUCUGUAAACGGAAGGCGGUCCGUUCACUAAUACUGCUCGACUACACACUCAUCAAACAUCUGACCUUAUGAUAUCUUCUCCGAACAGGACAGGUCACUGUUUCUAACAGUCAGCUCUAGAAACUACUAUAUGAUUGUAAGUCCAUUCAGAAUGCCUGGAUCACUCCCUACAAGUUGUGAAGCCACAUGGCCUAAAGAUGUGGGAAUCAUUGCGAUGGAGGUGUACGUGCCCUCUCAAUAUGUGGACCAAUCAGAGCUGGAGGAGUUUGAUGGCGUGGGAGCUGGUAAAUACACCAUCGGGCUGGGGCAGGCACGAAUGGGCUUCUGCUCGGAUCGUGAGGACAUUAACUCUCUGUGCCUGACAGUCGUGCACAGCUUAAUGGAGAGAAGCGGCCUGUCGUACGACAGUGUUGGGAGACUGGAGGUGGGCACCGAGACCAUCAUUGAUAAGUCAAAGUCUGUAAAGACUGUCCUGAUGCAGCUGUUUGAGGAGUCGGGCAACACAGACGUGGAGGGAGUGGACACCACUAACGCAUGCUACGGAGGAACAGCAGCUCUCUUCAAUGCUGUUAACUGGGUGGAGUCCAGCUCUUGGGAUGGUCGCUAUGCCCUGGUAGUUACUGGUGAUAUUGCUGUGUAUGCCACAGGCAGCGCCAGGCCAACAGGAGGGGCUGGAGCUGUGGCCAUGUUAGUCGGACCGAACGCCCCUUUGGCCUUUGAGAGAGGGCUUCGUGGAACACAUAUGCAGCAUGCGUAUGAUUUUUAUAAGCCAGAUAUGGUGUCGGAGUAUCCAGUGGUGGACGGCAAGCUCUCUAUCCAGUGUUACCUCAGUGCAUUAGAUCGAUGCUACUCUGUCUACAGGAACAAGAUCCAUGCCAAGUGGCAGAGAGAGGGUCUCGAAAGGCGUUUUAGUCUUGAAGACUUUGGCUUUAUGGUGUUCCACUCUCCUUACUGCAAACUGGUGCAGAAGUCUCUGGCUCGUCUAAUGCUCAAUGAUUUCCUCUCUCAUCCCAGUCCAAACACAGAGAACGGCCCCUUUAGCGGACUGGAAGCUUUCAGGGAUGUGAAGGUUGAGGACACUUAUUUCGACAGAGAUGUGGAGAAGGUCUUUAUGAAAGCCAGCUCAGAACUGUUUGAGCAGAAAACAAAGGCGUCUUUACUCUUAUCAAAUCAGAAUGGCAACAUGUACACACCAUCAGUGUACGGCUGUUUGGCAUCAGUGCUCGCACAACACACACCACAGCAGCUGGCAGGACAGAGAAUUGGUGUGUUUUCUUACGGCUCAGGCUUUGCUGCUACGCUGUACUCCAUCAGAGUCACACAAGACGCUACACCUGGCUCUGCAUUGGAUAAGAUGGUAUCCAGCCUGUGCGACCUACAGGCCAGAUUGGACUCCAGAAAGAAAGUUUCACCCACUGUAUUUGCUGAGAUCAUGAAGCUCAGAGAAGAAACCCAUCAUUUAGCAAACUACAUCCCACAAAGCUUUGUUGAUGAGCUGUUCCCAGGAACGUGGUACCUCACUCGGGUGGAUGAAAAGCAUCGUAGGCAGUAUGCCAGACGCUCAAUGAAUGAUGACGGACCUCUGGAGGCAGGACUGGUCAAUUCCAGCAUUGCAACUGAGCAUAUUCCCAGCCCUCUGAAGAAGAUUCCUCGUAUCCCUACUACCACAGCUGGCCCUGAGGUGGUCGUCAUUAGUAACGGGGAUCAUUAAGUUGACCUCUUUGAGGUGCACAUAAUGACAGGUCACAUGAUCUGUAAAAGAAACAAGCAAAAAAAGGGCCCCACAACUGUUGCUAAAGACAUAUCGUUGAAUGAUCUGAAACACAAACGCUUUUUAAAUGUUCCAGGACUGGAUUUGUUUGACCACCACUGUUUAAGAUGGCAGAGGGAGAUUUUGGAAAUGAAGUGUUAGUACAUGGAAAUGUUUCUCUGUUUGCUGCCCAGAUUUCUCUAUGCAGAUAUCCUAAGUUGUUUAAUAGCUUCAAGUUCAAUAAUCUGCCUGUUGGCAUUUCACAAGCUCCAUGUUGUCUUUUGUUAGCAUUAAGAUAAUGCAAACUUUUUAAAGCAGAAGUUUUAGAAUCACCAAGAACAAGAGGGUUCGGGCAUCGUAACAUUGAUGCCUUAAAAUGACAUGUAUCCCUGCCUGUUUUUAAUUGAUCUAAAAGCUGCUGUUUUCACGCUUCUCACAUCUGUAUUAUUAUGUCCCCCACCAGCUGUCAGAAUACCUCUGUUUUUGUUAAGUCCUUCUGUUAUAAAACACCUUUUGUAGUCUUAUCAACAUGACCUUGUCAGGGAAGUGUGCCUGGAUUUCAUAUUAAUGAGCCAUAAACUUUAUAAGUUUUAUAGGUUUUUAAUUCUACAGGAACGAUUGUUUAGUUGCUAAUAAACUGACUUGUAUAAGUGAAUGAUUAGCAUUUAUCUCCAGUGAAAUAAGGAUGAUUAGAAAGUAAUGAGUCAUUGAUUAUUGCUAGUGGAUAAUUACUUGAGUGUUAUUUUAGUGGAAAGACAUUAAAACUAUUAAAUGAUGAGUUGAAUGUGUUGAUCAGUUGCUCUGGUAACAUCUUUUGAACAACAGACUGUUUUAGUGAUUAAAGUGAGGGAGACCACCAUCAGAUUGUCAUGUUUGCUGAAGGUAUUUCAUCCACAUUUUCUUUGUUAUUGUAGCAACAUAUAGUGUUGAUUAACAGUUAAUUGCCUUCCUGUCAAUUUCAAAUUUGAAGUACGACAGAAAAGAAAUUAGUCAUACUACAACUUCCUUCAUGUCAAAGGGCUUAAAGCAAGUGUCGAUUCAACAGCUAGUUGGUCAAAGCAUAUUCUCUAGAACCUCAAUCACAUCUAUGUCUAUGUUGACAUCUGAAAAACAAUAGAGCGCUUCUGGUCCAACUGCAAAUCCAUCAACUUUAAGAAGCUUUAUUAUAAGCAUGUACAAAACACAAAGGGUUUAUUCUGAAAGCUAUGUAUAUAUAUUUCCUUCUCAUGCGGGACAGAUUGACUAAGUUUAUAGCAUGAAACAGCAAAUGUUUACAAGAAGAUUCCCUGAUAUCAGUUAAUAAUACCAAAUAUUGGUGAGGAAUGUACAGUACUAACUUUAAAAUUAUUUAUAUUUGUUGAUUGAAAAAAAAAUGGUAUCCUAUCAGGUGUAACUUUUAGAAAAUAAGCUGUAUAGGCAAUACAUCACACCAUUGUUUGUGGGAAUCGAAUAAUAUAUGAACUGAGAAUUAAAUGGUAAUUUGCUAAA
This is a messenger RNA of Myxocyprinus asiaticus (Chinese sucker), 5223 nucleotides long. RefSeq names its product 3-hydroxy-3-methylglutaryl-CoA synthase 1 (soluble) (gene hmgcs1). Gene Ontology annotation, molecular function: hydroxymethylglutaryl-CoA synthase activity. Bases 2116 to 3696 code for a protein of 526 amino acids. Gene Ontology annotation, biological process: acetyl-CoA metabolic process. The transcript has 10 exons. The record is from RefSeq and is a predicted model, not a curated record. NCBI's taxonomy places the organism in Eukaryota, Metazoa, Chordata, Actinopteri, Cypriniformes, Catostomidae.